Molecule: messenger RNA, 2836 nt
Organism: Acomys russatus (golden spiny mouse)
Lineage: Eukaryota; Metazoa; Chordata; Mammalia; Rodentia; Muridae
Gene: Slc2a13
Product: solute carrier family 2 member 13
Exons: 10
Coding region: 153-2066 (637 amino acids)
Biological process (GO): transmembrane transport
Cellular component (GO): membrane
Molecular function (GO): myo-inositol:proton symporter activity
Source: RefSeq, a predicted model, not a curated record
CGCCCCCGGCCACUCCGCAGAGCCAGCCUAGCCUAGGCUGCGAAGCGGGCUGCUGAGGUGGCCGAGGAGCAGCCGGCUCAGCAGCUGGCCGCCGAGUGCGCCCUGCCCCACGGAACUUGCCCGCAGCCGCCCCGGCGGUGUCCGCCUGUCCCAUGUCCCGCAAGGCGAGCGAGGACGUGGAGUACACGCUGCGCAGCCUGAGCAGCCUGAUGGGCGAGAGGCGCCGCCGGCAGCCGGAGCCGGGGGCGCCGGGCGGGGAGCGCAGCCUGCUGGCCGCCGAGUCGGCCACCAGCCUGCAGGGCGCGGAGCUGGAGCGCGCCGCGCGCAGGCAGUUCCAGCGCGACGAGACCCCCGCCUUCGUGUACGCGGCCGCCGCCUUCUCGGCGCUCGGAGGCUUCCUGUUCGGCUACGACACCGGCGUGGUGUCCGGGGCCAUGCUGCUGCUGCGACGCCAGAUGCACUUGGGCGCGAUGUGGCAGGAGCUGCUGGUGUCGGGCGCGGUGGGCGCGGCCGCCGUCGCGGCACUGGCCGGAGGGGCCCUGAACGGCGCCCUGGGUCGGCGCAGCGCCAUCCUGCUAGCCAGCGCCCUGUGCACCGUGGGCUCCGCCGUGCUGGCCGCCGCCGCCAACAAGGAGACGCUGCUGGCCGGCCGCCUGGUCGUGGGGCUCGGCAUCGGCAUUGCUUCCAUGACCGUUCCCGUGUACAUCGCAGAGGUCUCUCCACCCAACCUGAGAGGUCGAUUGGUCACCAUUAACACCCUCUUCAUCACAGGGGGACAGUUUUUUGCAAGUGUUGUCGAUGGAGCCUUCAGUUAUCUGCAGAAGGAUGGAUGGAGGUACAUGUUGGGACUUGCUGCCAUUCCAGCCGUUAUACAGUUUCUUGGUUUUCUUUUUCUGCCUGAAAGUCCUCGCUGGCUUAUUCAGAAAGGGCAGACUCAGAAGGCCCGCAGGAUUUUGUCUCAGAUGCGUGGCAACCAAACUAUUGAUGAAGAGUAUGACAGCAUCAGGAACAGCAUCGAGGAGGAGGAAAAGGAAGUCAGCGCAGCUGGACCUAUAAUCUGCAGAAUGCUGAGUUACCCCCCAACUCGCCGAGCGUUAGUUGUGGGAUGUGGCUUACAGAUGUUCCAGCAGCUGUCGGGCAUCAACACUAUCAUGUACUACAGCGCAACCAUCCUGCAGAUGUCCGGCGUGGAAGAUGACAGACUUGCAAUAUGGCUGGCCUCAGUUACGGCUUUCACCAAUUUCAUUUUCACUCUAGUGGGAGUCUGGCUUGUCGAGAAAGUGGGUCGCAGGAAGCUUACCUUUGGUAGUUUGGCAGGUACCACAGUAGCACUUAUUAUUCUUGCUUUGGGAUUUCUGCUCUCAGCUCAGGUUUCCCCACGGGUCACUUUCAGACCGAUGGCUCCUUCAGGUCAAAAUGCCACCUGCACAGGAUACAGUUACUGUAAUGAGUGUAUGCUGGAUCCAGACUGCGGUUUCUGCUAUAAGAUAAACGGUUCUGCUGUCAUUGAUUCCUCAUGUGUUCCAGUUAAUAAAGCUUCUACAAAUGAGGCAGCCUGGGGCAGGUGUGAGAAUGAAACCAAGUUCAAAGCAGAAGAGAUUCACUGGGCGUACAGUUUCUGCCCAACCCCCUACUCCUGGACGGCACUCCUGGGCCUGGUCUUAUAUCUUGUUUUCUUUGCACCUGGAAUGGGACCGAUGCCCUGGACAGUGAACUCAGAAAUUUAUCCUCUCUGGGCAAGAAGUACAGGAAAUGCAUGCUCUGCUGGAAUAAACUGGAUUUUCAAUGUUCUGGUUUCGUUGACCUUUUUACACACAGCGGAGUAUCUUACAUACUAUGGAGCGUUCUUCCUCUAUGCUGGGUUUGCAGCCGUGGGACUGCUUUUCAUCUAUGGCUGUCUUCCUGAGACGAAAGGAAAAAAAUUAGAGGAAAUUGAGUCGCUCUUUGACAGCAGGCUAUGUACAUGUGGCGCCUCUGACUCCGAGGAAGGGAGAUACAUUGAAUAUAUCCGGGUGAAGGGAAGUAACUACCAUCUCUCUGACAACGAUGCUUCUGAUGUGGAAUAAUUUUCACUUGGUGACAUUUUAGUAACUGAAUUGAAUGUGGAGAGAAAGCCAGCGGUUGGUCACUUCCCUGCUCACAAGCUAAGUCUCCCUACAGUCCUUCCAUAUGACUCCAUGUUCCAGAAGACUUGGUGAGGAGAAAAAUACAACCAUGGUGAUGUUUAUUUUCAUAUACAGAAAUGCUAAAAACACAGAUUUUUCUUAAACAAAUAUGUAUAACCCCUUCCUGAGACAGUCUAAACAUUACUGUUGUACCCAGUGACUUAAAUGGGACCCCCUUUCUCCUAAAACCAUAUACAGUUACUAGUGGCAAUACAGUCAGUGGUAACCUAGGCAGAUUAUAUAUGUAUAUUUAUAAAGGAUUAUUUAAGAUGAUAUAAGGAUAUUUAAUGUUGAAACAUGGCCUAUUGGCCCUAAAUUUUCAUAUCAAGUAGUGGCUUUUCUAUGAUCGGUACAAAGCAAAUUCCAUCUAAACUUCCACCCAGAAACCCAGAAGUCCUGUAAGGACACAGCUGUCCCUCUCUCCUUUGGAUUCCAGAUGUUGGCUUCUCCAGCACCAAUAUGGAAAUUCCUUCACAGACAGAGUACACAGGAUGUUUUGAACAUUAUCCAAAGCAGGCCUUUUAAGGGUUAUUUUCAUACUUUUUUGCAUUGGUGAUGAGUAUAUUUGCAGAUGCGCUAGCAUGUUUUGAUAAGCACAUUUUAUUGUCCAAGUAAGAAAGAACAGAUUUUUAUAUAUCCUGAUUCGUUAGUCACGUAGGAAAGCAACUGUA